Alligator mississippiensis (American alligator) is the source of this 1773-nucleotide messenger RNA. RefSeq names its product heterogeneous nuclear ribonucleoprotein A0 (gene HNRNPA0). The record is from RefSeq and is a predicted model, not a curated record. Lineage: Eukaryota; Metazoa; Chordata; Crocodylia; Alligatoridae. Bases 208 to 1131 code for a protein of 307 amino acids. The transcript has a single exon. Gene Ontology annotation, molecular function: RNA binding.
CCUUUGUGUGGGCACCAGUCGCCGGCCGAGCCGCCGAGGAGGAGCAGCCGCCAUUUUGUGCGUGUCCGUGUGCGCACAGCCCCCCCCCACCCCCUCCUUCCCGCUCCGCGCUGGGACUAGGCUCGGCUCGGGCCUGAGGCCGCGGUGGCUGCGGAGGCCUCGGAACUGCCCCCCGGCCGGAGGAAGACGCCCGGGCGCGGCCCCGGCAUGGAGAACUCGCAGCUCUGCAAGCUGUUCAUCGGCGGCCUCAACGUGCAGACCACGGAGGCCGGGCUGCGGGAGCACUUCGCGGCCUACGGCACCCUCACCGACUGCGUGGUGGUGCUCAACCCGCAGACCAAGCGCUCGCGCUGCUUCGGCUUCGUCACCUACUCGGCCGUGGAGGAGGCCGACGCCGCCAUGGCCGCCUCCCCCCACGCCGUGGACGGCAACGCGGUGGAGCUGAAGCGCGCCGUGUCGCGGGAGGACUCGGCCAAGCCCGGCGCCCACGCCAAGGUGAAGAAGCUCUUCGUGGGCGGCCUCAAGGGGGACGUGGGCGAGGGGGACCUGGUGCAGCACUUCAGCCAGUUCGGCCCCGUGGAGAAGGCUGAGAUCAUCGCCGACAAGCAGAGCGGCAAGAAGCGCGGCUUCGGCUUCGUCUACUUCCAGAACCACGACGCGGCUGACAAGGCGGCCGUGGUCAAGUUCCACCCCAUCCAGGGCCACCGCGUGGAGGUCAAGAAGGCCGUGCCCAAGGAGGACAUUCAGGCGGGCGGCGGCGGCGGCGGGGGCUCGUCCCGGCCGUCAAGGGGUGGCCGGGGCGGCCGGGGCCGGGGCGGCGGUGGCGGCUCGGGCAACCGGGACCACAACGGGCUCUCCAAGGGCGGCGGCGGCUAUAACAGCUACGGAGGCUACGGCGGGGGAGGCGGCGGCGGCUACGGCUCCUACGGCGGCGGCGGCUCCUAUGGGGGCGGCGGCGACUACGGCAACGGGUACGGCGGGUUCGGCAGCUACAGCCAGCACCAGUCCUCCUACGGUCCCAUGAAGAGCGGCGGUGGCGGCGGCGGGGGUGGCAGCUGGGGGGGCCGCAGUAACAGUGGACCGUACAGAGGAGGCUACGGCGGGGGUGGCUACGGGGGCGGCUCCUUCUGAAGGGGGAGCGCCCGGCCCCGCUGUGGGGGCGGCCCGGGAGAGCCCUCCCUUUGUUACGGGGCAGCUCGGGAACGGCUUCUCCCCUCGCUCCUUGCCGGAGGGCAGCUCCUGCACCCCUCCCCUGCCGGGGGAGCAGCUCCUGAAUGCCCCCCGGGGGCCGCCUCCGCUGCCCGCGCCACUUCGCUCUCUCUGAAGAUGGACUGGGCCCCACACACACAUACUUUGUGUUACAGUCAUUGAUGGACUCUAUUUUUUUAUUAUUACUUGGACCUUGGUCGUUUUUAUACUAGCAACAAAAAUGGUUUUGUUUCUGUUCUUUUUUUUUUGUUUGUUUUUUUUCCUUCUUUUUGUUGUUUUGUUUCGUUUUUGUUUUGUUUUGUUUUUUUUCCUUUCAGGGGUGGGCAGCGGGGUGGGGAAGCGUCUUGCUGAUCUGGAGUAACAACCGGGGGAGGGGGUUGGGGCGGGGGUGGGGGGGGAGCUUUCUUUGUUGUUAAGGACUCGAUACCUGGCGACAUUUUUUUUCUACAAAAAUCGACUCAGAUCCCAUGACUGAAAUUUAACAUUUCUGUAAAGGAGGAGAAAAAAAAAAGAAAAUCGUUUUUACGUUUUUUAUUUUUUAAAUAAAUCAUUGUGUUCAUUGAC